CAACACUUCAGGAAGGAUAGAGAAAAAAUAAAGUAAAAAGUUCUAGGGGUUCCGUGGUAGGAGUUUCAACAUAGGCCUUUAUCAUAUUCCCUUUUAGCUUUACUUUUGGAGCAAAGAUACCGCUCAGUUUAUUGGAUGAUAAGAUUAUGUCACGAUGAUUUCACGUGGCCUGGGCUUGUGCGCACCAUGUAUUUGAUACUAAAGCGUCAUUGUUUCGUCUCCACUGAGCACAAAAAGAAGAUUCUCUGAUCUGCUCAACCAUCCAUCACUUAAUCUGAUACGAAGGUUCGCUUCAAUCUAUUCACCGUUCGCCAUUGGCCGAUCUAUUCCUUCACAGUUUUUGCUGCUUCCUAAGUUUACCUAAAAAGUAUAUAACAGGUGGAGAACAGAAUGUCCAAGUCUCACACAAAUUUCGCGGAACAAAAAGAUUUUCUCUGCAAUUCUCUCGCGCUUUUUUUUCUCUGCAAUUUUCUCGCGCUAAUUUUUCUCUGCAAUUUUCUUGAUUUGGAUUUUGAAUGGCGCCGCAAGCAGGCAAAGAGCAAAAGAGGGAGGAGCAUGAUGGGAAGCGCGUGCAAGGGCAGAAUUACAGAGGAGUUCGGCAGCGGCGGUGGGGAAAAUGGGCGGCCGAGAUGCGACUCCCGGGGAAUCGAUCGCGCGUCUGGCUUGGCACCUUCGACACAGCUGAAGGCGCUGCCUUGGCAUAUGACCAGGCCUGUUUCCGCUGGCGAGGUGACCCUAAACUUCUCAAUUUCCCCCAACUUUUCCCAGAGCGGAAGCAGCAGCAGCAACAGCAGUCGAAAGAAAAUUCUUGGUUCACAAGCAGCAGUUUCAGAAACCCUACCUGCAAUUCCACGCAAGAUGAUGAGAAUUUGCCGCAGGAAUCGCUCGAAACGGACACGGCCGCUGCCGCUUCAACGCCGAUUCGCGCAUCCCAAGAUAAGAACCCUGAAUUUCUCCCCAAUUUUAUGUGGCAAGACUGGGACGAAAUUUGGUUCAACAGCGUUCCUCCUGUGCAAGAAAUUCAUGAAAAGGAGGAAGAGGAGGACAUAGUUUGGGAAUCUCUUCUUUUCUAACUAUCACGCUCACUGCUAAAGCUUCUUCUUCCAUCAACAUACACCAGUAUUAACUGGAUUGCGAGAAGCUUUCAAAGAACCAAUGCUUCAAUUUGAGAAGCCAUUUCAGCGUGUCAAUGAAUGUUUCUUUAGUUAGAAUUAGAUUUAGUCGUACUUCCACUACCAUAAUGGCUGCCUUCCCAUUCACAUUUUGCACACCUUUGUGACCAUAGUAAACAACUGGAACAGAUGAAAGUACUCUGUUCAGCUUCUGAAAUGUGAUAAGUCAGGGUUAAUCUGCGCAGAGCCAUAAUUUUACAGUCA
Messenger RNA from Cryptomeria japonica (Japanese cedar), 1376 nucleotides. Its product is annotated as ethylene-responsive transcription factor ERF098. Gene Ontology annotation, biological process: regulation of DNA-templated transcription. Lineage: Eukaryota; Viridiplantae; Streptophyta; Pinopsida; Cupressales; Cupressaceae. Gene Ontology annotation, molecular function: DNA-binding transcription factor activity; DNA binding. Bases 516 to 1073 code for a protein of 185 amino acids. The transcript is spliced from 2 exons. The record is from RefSeq and is a predicted model, not a curated record.